AUGCUGCCUCUCCUCGCCCUGCUCCUCCUGAUCGGGCCAUCAGUGUGCACUACAGCAGGAGACAGAGAGGAACUGGCUUUUGGUGCAGAAGCAAAGUCCUGGGUGACCGUGAACCUGAAGGGAAUCCCUGUCCCCAGCAUUGAACUUCAGCUUCAAGAGUUGAAGAGAAGCAGGACUCGCCAGUUCUAUGGUCUGAUGGGGAAGCGGGUGGGAGGGUAUCAGCUGGGACGUAUAGUGCAGGACCUCCUUGGCACGAGAGGUUUGUCCAUAGAAGGGACCUGCAGACAGGAGACGAGUCAAAGUGCAGGACCCGCAGCGGUGGCCAGAGAAAGCCUCCAGAGUCAAGAGGAAGACAAAGCUUCCCUAACCGCCAGCAACGUGUAGCACUCUCCCCGGGCACAGAAGAGGAUGGCCAGAGUUCAGAAAGAGCCCAAGGGCUGCCUUCCAAGUGAUGCCACGCCCAUCUCUCCCCAGAACAUCACAGCUCAUGAGCCUCA
Messenger RNA from Mus pahari (shrew mouse), 497 nucleotides. It is a transcript of the gene Tac4, whose product is annotated as tachykinin 4. Lineage: Eukaryota; Metazoa; Chordata; Mammalia; Rodentia; Muridae. The record is from RefSeq and is a predicted model, not a curated record.